CUAUAUUUUCACGACGGCUGAUUGUCGACUAUGUUAAUCAGUCACUUUGUUGGUUAACGUUAUACAAGUGCGAACUGAUUGAACAACUUGGGGUUAUCAACUAACAUUGCACUAUGGCACAUAUCCAAAAAUUAUUGGAGACAUGUCUAUUAAUGAGCAUGGUGAUUGAGGUUUCAUUUGGUAGAAAUUUUCCGUUGAACAACACGAACACACUUCAAUUGGAGGCAAAACUACCCGAAGUAAUGUCCGGAGAUUCUACUCCAAUGAAAACAACUACAUACAGUGGGUGUCCGAACUAUAAAGCUAACUUAACUAACCCAAUACUAUACGAGGUCUACGUGAACGGAAUUUGGAUGACCAGACGUUGUGCAUUAGGUUCCCAGUUCAAUCAGUCUCUGUGCUCAUGUUCUUCUUUUACGAAAAGUAAAACUGAUUGUGUUAAAGAACUGCAUAUCAAUUUUGACAAUGGUAUAAGAGAUAUUUCGUCUUCCCUUCAGACAAUUGCAAUUAUGAAUGUAAAUACAGAAGAUGGUAAAGGAAUAUUUAAUGGUGGAAAAUUGACACUUUGGAGAUAUAAUGGAUAUUCAUUUCCUAAUGGAAUCACGUUUCAUUUAUCCUACAAAAGAACUGACUUCACAGAGGGAUUGCAGGCAAUUUUCAUGAGCUGCGAUGAAAAUAAUCACAAAGCCAAUCUUGGCAUUAUGCUGAACGCUACCUCUGCUGCAGAAGACAAAGUGCAUAUCUUUGUUCGUCCACAUAGACACAACACGGAAUUGGUUUUUGCAUCGAAGAAAUCCGACUGGAAUGAUGUAUAUUUCUUGUUCAACAAACAUAACUUGAAUGCAACUGUAAAUCAUGAGACAAAAUCUAUUAAAGUUUCAGAAUAUAACAUGCAAACUGGAGGAUAUAAUAUACUCUUUGGGGCAUGUGCACCACUGAAACCGUUUAUAGGAUAUAUGGAUGAUAUAUCACUAUACACAUGCAUUCCAAGAGGAGCAAAAUGAAAGACGAGCCACUGAUCUGUUAAGCUAAGGAAGAGCUUACGAUAUUUGUUAACUCAGAUAUAAUCGACUCAUCCUAGCAUUAUUAUAAUCUUACGUAAAAUUCUCUGCAACGCGUUAAAAUAAAUGAAAUGAUAUCGAAGUUGGGACAGUAUAAAUCUAAAAGCACAAGGCAAGAUGUUUUAUAUUAUUCAGUAUAGUAUCAAUAUUGAAUGAGUUUCACUCACCCCCAACUUUACUUGUUUAUUCACCUAUAAUAUUUUUAUUUACUGUAAUAUUUUCCUUUUUUUUUUUGGCCAAUACAAUAUCUUGCUGCGAAGAUU
Messenger RNA from Octopus sinensis (East Asian common octopus), 1324 nucleotides. RefSeq names its product asparagine-rich protein-like. Bases 114 to 1004 code for a protein of 296 amino acids. Lineage: Eukaryota; Metazoa; Mollusca; Cephalopoda; Octopoda; Octopodidae. The transcript has 7 exons. The record is from RefSeq and is a predicted model, not a curated record.